AUGGGGUCUGGCACCAGACUGGCGAUCAACGGCUGGAUCGGGGACAAGGUGGAAAUGCAGAGGGGGGUCAGGCAGGGGUGCCCACUGGCGCCGUACCUGUUUCUGUGCGCUCUGGAGCCGCUCUGUGCAGAGAUCAGGAAGAGAGACUUGGGCGUCAAGGCUGAAGGGGGGGAAUCGGUGGCGUACGUAGGCUACGCCGACGACACGUCGCUCAUACUCCAGGGGGCGGACCAGCUUCGGUCGGCGGCGGAGGCACUGGACGUCUUCGGGAACCUGUCGGGGCUACGGAUGAAUGGGGAGAAGUCAAUUGUUAUGCCGUUGGGAAGGAACAAAGGAAGAACAUCCCUACCGAGGGUGUCUUUCAAGUGGGCGGAAGGCGACAAACCGGAACGACUGCUGGGAAUUUGGGUCACGCCGGACGGUGAUGCCGCGCCGUCCUGGGAAAAGGCAUGGGAGCGCGGGAAGAGUGAGCUGGUGAAAUGGGAGAGCCAACACCUGCUGACGGCGGCGCGGGUCAUGGUGAUUAACAACUAUGUAAUGCCGAUUUUCCUCUUCCAGGCGCAGAUCUACCCGCCGCCAGAGGAGCUGUGGGCGAAGAUACAAAAGACCUGUGACAACUAUGUGUCAAAAGGGGAGGCAACAGCAGACAAUAUUUUUGUCCUAUGGAGUGGUGAGCUGGCAAGACUUCCAAAAAAGGAGGGGGGCCUGGGGCUGGUGGACCCGAAGGAUAGACUGGACAGUUUGGCGAUUCGAAUGGUGGGCAAGCUACUUACGGAGAAAAAGUGUUACCAAGAGUUGGCUGGCGGAGAGGGCAGCGGCGAUGCCACAGGGGACGGCGACGCUCUUCACACAUAA
Messenger RNA from Closterium sp. NIES-65, 855 nucleotides. NCBI's taxonomy places the organism in Eukaryota, Viridiplantae, Streptophyta, Zygnematophyceae, Desmidiales, Closteriaceae. The record is from the annotation of a GenBank genome assembly.